AUGGCCCGUGAAACGCGAGCUGCGAAUGCUGCCGAUGUGGGAUGCGUGUUGUUUCGGCUGAAGCAGGAAGGGCAUUUGGCCCUGGAGAUUUGCGGGCCGCCGGGGACUGCUGCGUACUGCCAUGCGCUACGGCACUCCGUGGGAUGGAAACACCCGAAGGUGUUUGUGCGAGAGGCGGAUUCAGGGGACCAGCCAGUAUUCGAAGACAAAAACGUGCUGCUGCUCCCGCUCUUCACGCACACCGCCUCCCUCUCCCUCUGCUUCUGCUGCUACCGUCGCCGCCUGGCCCUCCGCAUGGCUGCUAGAUCCGCCCGUGCUGCUGCUGCUGGGGGGAAUGGAGGGGCUGCUGGAGGGGAUGUGAGGGGCGAGAGCAGAGGUGGUGGGGCGUCAGCACAAGGGACGGCGGAUGCAGGGGUUGUUGGGAGGGAUGUGGGUGGUUGCUGUGGUGCGCAUGGGGGUGGAGAUGAGGGGGAGGAUUUUGAUGAUUCUGAUAGUGAAGAUGGUACGGAGGGAGAGUAUAGUUCCGGGGAUGGUGGGGUUGAAGGUGAGGGGAGGGGGAGUGAGAGUGAGAGUGGGAGUGGGAGUGGGAGUGAGAGUGGGAGUGAGAGUGGGAGUGGGAGUGAGAGGGAGAAGGCCAGGGCGAGUAGUAGCAGCAGCACGAGUUCGGAAUCAGAAGGCGAGGAGCCUCCAAGUAAGGCGGAGGCAGUAGGAAAGGGUGCAGAGAAGACUUUCGAGGCGCCUCAGAAGGAGAAUUCAAGUAAGGCGGGGCCAGUAAAGGGUGCAGAGAAGAGACCGGCGUGUGCGGAGGAGCCGGGGAAAGCACAACAGGAAGGCAGGAAGGGGAAGAGAAAGGCUCCCAGUCCUGAAGGGGAGGAGAAGGAGGAGGAGGAGGAGGAGGGGGAGGAGGAGGAGGAGGAGGAGGAGGAGGAGGAGGAGGAGGAGGAGGAGGAGGAGGAGGAGGAGGAGGAGGAGGAGGAGGAGGAGGGAAGUGAGGAGGGUGAGGAGGAGGAUGAGAAGGAAGGAAGUGAGGAAGGAGAGGAGGAGGAUGAGAAGGAAGGAAGUGAGGAGGGAGAGGAGGAGGAUGAGAAGGAAGGAAGUGAGGAGGGAGAGGAGGAGGAUGAGAAGGAAGGAAGUGAGGAGGGAGAGGAGGAGGAUGAGAAGGAAGGAAGUGAGGAGGGAGAGGAGGAGGAUGAGAAGGAAGGAAGUGAGGAAGGAGAGGAGGAGGAUGAGAAGGAAGGAAGUGAGGAGGGAGAGGAGGAGGAUGAGAAGGAAGGAAGUGAGGAGGGAGAGGAGGAGGAUGAGAAGGAAGUUAGUGAGGAGGGAGAGGAGGAGGAUGAGAAGGAAGGAAGUGAGGAGGGAGAGGAGGAGGAUGAGAAGGAAGGAAGUGAGGAGGGAGAGGAGGAGGAUGCGAAGGAAGAAAGUGAGGAGGGAGAGGAGGAGGAUGAGAAGGAGGGGGAGGAGGAGGAGGAAGAGGAGGAGGAGGAGGAGGAGGAGGAGGAGGAGGAGGAGGAGGAGGAGGAGGAGGAGGAGGAGGAGGAGGAGGAGGAGGAGGAGGAGGAGGCAAGGGAGGAGAACGAUGAGAAAAAAGGAAGUGAGGGGGGGGGGAAGGAGGAGGAGGAGGAGGAGGAGGAGGAGGAGGAGGAGGAGGAGGAGGAGGAGGAGGAGGAAGAAGAAUUGGGGGAGAAGGAGAAAGAGAAGGAGAAGGAGAAAGAGAAGGAGAAGGAGAAGGAGAAGGCGGAAGAGGAGGAGGAGAAGGCGGAAGAGGAGGAGGAGCAGCAAGGUGGCAAGGUUUGGAGAGUCGGAAACGGGAGGUCAAAGCGGCGAAAGCUCAAAGAAGGGAAGGCUGCCGAUCAGAGCAGCACGCCUCACACGCUGGCCGUUUCUUUCUCUGGGUUUGACACAGAAACAUCGCUCAAAGUCAUCAAACCCGCGUCCACCUCGCCCUCCGCUGCUCCCGCUUCCUCCAUAUGGGCUGCUAUCAAAACCUCCUCAAAACCCUCAGCCGCCUCAAAGUCAAAGCCAGAGAGAACCGGAUCAAAGCGCAAAGCGAAACGGGCUGAUUCAAGGGGGAGGGUGCUCAGGGCAACGGGGGGGAAAAGAGGAGGGGGGCGUGCUCGGGUUGUGGCUCUUCCCCCUCUGGCUGCUGUGGUGCCGCUUCCAGUGCUAGACAGUCUGCCGCUGGUGAGCACCUUUGAGAACGCUCUUUAUACCCCUCUGGUGGGCGGGUUGGGGCACAGUGGGGGUGGUGGGGGGAACAGGCGCGAGCGCAUGGCCAUGGCUGGGAAGAUCGUGCCUCAGCUAGUGGGCUAUGUGAUUUUCUUCAAGCAGGCUGGCACUGCAGUGCUUGUGACAGAUUGUAGCAGCCCGGAGGAAGCUGCUGCGCUGCUUCCUAUCGCGUCGGUUUGCAGUGGUGUCAACACCUCAGCAGCCCUUGGCCCUCUCACUGUGGCCUUCCACCUCAGCUCGCGCGCUGUGCUGGCAUCACCAGCUCAUCGCAUGCUCGUUGACAGGCUGGCAACGCCACGUGUGCUCACAGAGGGGCUCACUGUUCCUGACUCAUGUGGCCUCUCCCAGCCAAUGUCAAACCCUGCCAAAGUAGGGUUUGCGGGUCUUGGAAAUCAAAGCAAUGCCCAGCAGCAGCAGCAGUGGCAGCAGCAGCAGCAGCAGUGGCAGCAGCAGCAGCAGCUGCAGCAGCAGCUGCAGCAGCAGCAGCAGCAGCAGCAGCAGCAGCAGCAGCAGCAGCAGCAGCAGCAGCAGCAGCAGCAGCAGCAGCAGCAGCAGCAGCAGCAGCAGCAGCAGCAGCAGCAGCAGCAGCAGCAGCAGCAGCAGCAGCAGCAGCAGCAGCAGCAGCAGCAGCAGCAGCAGCGACAACCGAUGUUCCAGCAGGCUCGGGAGGAGCUGCGUUCGCAGGCGCAGCCACGGCUGGAGGUGAGGCAGGUGCUGGUGCGAGGUGGGCCCAAGGAGUAUGGUUUCAUCAGCACUCUGAAGCAGCUGUGCCGCCUGCAUUCCCUCGACCCUGCGGCCUUCCCCCUGCCGCCGCAGCAGCAGCAUCAGCUGCAGCUACAGCGGCAGCAGCAGCAGCAGCAGCAGCAGCAGGGAUACAGAGGCAUGGGGGAAGGGAAAGGGGAACGGGCGUGGGUGCUGCCGGGCUGGCAGGGAGGUAGGGAUGAUGCUGUUGCUGAGGCGAGAGCCAGGCUGUUGCUAAGUGGAGGAGGGGUUUGGGAAGAGGUGGCUGGGAGAUCGAUGCGGGAGGAGGAAGAGGAACUAAGGAAGAGAGAUAGGGAGGAUUAUAGGGAGAAGGUUUGGAGGCCUACAGGGAAAGCGAGGGAGGUGGCGAAGGAGAGGGAAAGGGAGAAGGAGAUGAGAAGGGAGAUGGAGAGGAGAAGGGCGCUGGAGAGGCAAAGGGAGAAGGAGAGGAGACAGGAGAUGGAGAGGAGAAGGGCGCUGGAGAAGGAGAGGAAAAGGGAGAAGGCAAGGGUUCAUGCAGAGACGAUGAGAAGGAAUAAGGAGAGGAAAAAGGAGAAGGCGAGAAUUCAUGCGGAGGCGAUGAGAAGGAUUAAGGAGAGGAAUAAGUUGGCAAAGUUAACGAGGGAGGAGAUUGGAAAGGCGAAGAUGAGACUAAAUCAGAAUGCGAUAAUUAGGGAGAAGUCGAGGAAACGGGCAGAGGAGAGGGCAAUAGAAGAGAGGCAAAGGGCGGAGGAGAGUGAAAGGGAGAAGGAGAGGGAAAGAGCGAAUACGACAGAGGGGAGGGAAAGGGAGAAGGAGAGGGAAAGGGAAAAGGGAAUGAAACUCGACAUGAAAAUGGCAAAAAGGAAGAGAGCGAAGGAGAAGAAGCGAGCAAAACGGGACGAAGAGAGAGAGCGACAGCUGCAGGAGGCACUGAAAGGGGGUGAGGGACGAGAUGAUGGGGCAGAGGGUGGGAAGGAGAAGGAAGAGAUGCUGCGUAGUCUUAAAUGGACGGCCCACCGAAUCCAGAAGUUAGAGGAGAGAUUGAAGAACAAAGGGGGGAAGAGUGGAAAGUGGUCUAAGAAGCGAGAGAAGAGGACUUUGAGGCGGCUGCAAAUGCGAAAGGCGGAACUGGCGGAACUGGAGGCAGCACUAGGUGAAGCAGGGGAGAAGGGGCAAGGUGAAGCAGGGGAGAAUGCGCAAGGUGAAGCAGGGAAGAAGGCGCAAGGUGAAGCAGGGGAGAAUGCGCAAGGUGAAGCAGGGAAGAAGGCGCAAGGUGAAGCAGGGGAGAAGGGAGAGAUACUGAGUAGUAUAAAAUGGACGGCCAAACGAAUCCUGAAGUUAGAGGAGAGAUGGAAGACCCAAGGGGGAGAGAAUGGACUGUUGUCUAACAAGCAAGAGAGGAAGGUUUUGAGACGGUUGGAAAUGCGAAAGGCGGAACUGGCGGAACUGGAGGCAAAGCUAGGUGAAGCAGGGGAGAAGGCGCGAGGUGAAGCAGGGGAGAAGGCGCGAGGUGAAGCAGGGGAGAAGGCGCGAGGUGAAGCAGGGGAGAAGGCGCGAGGUGAAGCAGGGGAGGGGAGGGGCGCGGGGACCAAUGUGAGCGAUGUGAGUGCUGGAAAGGAAUGGGUGGAGACUGCACAGGUGGAGCAGGGAAGCAAGGGAGUGACCGGAAAGGGAGGGAUUGUGGUUGCGCAGCGGAAGGUUGUGAAGCUUGCAGCUGCUGUGGCAGUGGAGAAGAAGAAUAAGAAGAAAAGGAAGAAUAGGAAAAGGAAAAAGAACAAGGGGGGGGAGGAGGUGGAGGAGGAGGUGGAGGAGGAAGAGGUGGAGGAGGAGAAAGAGGAGGAGGAGGAGAAGGAGGAGGAGGAGGAGGAGGAGGAGGAGAAGGAGGAGGAGGAGAAGGAGGAGGAGAAGGAGGAGGAGAAGGAGGAGAAGGAGGAAGAGAGAAAAGGAAAGAAAAAGGAGGAGGAUAAAGAGAAGGAGAAGGAGGAGAAGAAUGACAGGCAGGGUGGGGGCCGAAGGAGGGGAGGUGAGCGCGAGGGAGUCAAGGAGGCUGAGGGAAGGGGUGGGGCUGCUGUUGCUGUGGGGGCUGCUGUGGCGACUGGUGCGACUGCUGGGGGGAAUGCUGCGGGGAGUGCUGGGGGGACUGGUGUGGGUACUGGAACGGAGGUGACUUUUGAGACGUCUCAAAAGUCGUCUGCUGCGGGGACUGGUGCAGCGACUGGUGUGGGUACUGGAACGGAGAUGGUGGCUGUGAUGGUACGGAAUGAAGAGGAGAUUGAAUUAGAUGAGGAGCAAGAGGAGGAGGAGGAGGAGGAAGAGAAGGAGGAGGCGCGCCCAUGCAUCCGAGAUUUGAGUCUACUCAAAGGCCAGGACCCACUGCACUGGGUCAGUAUCCUCCCUUUCCUCCCUUAA
Molecule: messenger RNA, 5358 nt
Organism: Closterium sp. Naga37s-1
Lineage: Eukaryota; Viridiplantae; Streptophyta; Zygnematophyceae; Desmidiales; Closteriaceae
Source: the annotation of a GenBank genome assembly